AUGCCAAACCCGUUGUCGAUCACGAAGAUUAGCAUAGAGAAGAGCGAAGCCGUAUCCGGCCAAGUACUCGAGGCCAUUUUGAAGGUCUAUGGUCAUGGCAGACGACAAGAUUACCUAGUUCAAUGGCAGAGCAUAACUAUCUCCAAUGCUACAUGGGUCAACCGAGCCUUUUUCUCACAGAGUUUUCCUAAUUUCCCACUCCUUGAGGACAAGGGGAGUGGGACGAAAAGCUGUCAUAGUCCUAUAUGGCAGGCCUCCUUGAAGCAGCCCAAGCCCAAAAAGCUACUGAUUACAGUCCAUGGAGUUCCGGCCAUUCUCGAGGCAGGAAAAGAGGCCAAGGUCGAGGCACCGGCCUUGGGGAGUUCCAGGUUCUUUGGAUUUUUCAAGACUUCAGACAUUGCCUACUCAAUUGUGACUGCUGAACUCUCAGUUUUGCCAUUGAUCAAGUCCUGGAGAUGA
Messenger RNA from Dovyalis caffra, 459 nucleotides. Lineage: Eukaryota; Viridiplantae; Streptophyta; Magnoliopsida; Malpighiales; Salicaceae. The record is from the annotation of a GenBank genome assembly.